Molecule: messenger RNA, 705 nt
Organism: Seminavis robusta
Lineage: Eukaryota; Bacillariophyta; Bacillariophyceae; Naviculales; Naviculaceae
Source: the annotation of a GenBank genome assembly
AUGGGCUGGUUUCAUGCUGCCUACGCUGCUGGAGAGCUUGACUUUGAUGGAGGAGCAGAAGGAGGAACGUGCUUAGAGGUAAUUUAUCAUUUGUGCGAGAAGGCACAAUGGGAUCAAGCGGUCAAAGAUAAGGGUGCCUACUUUCCUCCGACCUUUCACAAAGAUGGCAAGUUUACGCGGGCCAGUACAUUCAAGGAAGGAUUAGUGGAUACCGCCAACCACUUUUACAAAGAAAGUAGUGAGGGUGACUGGAUUUGUCUGGAGAUCAACUUGAAGUUGCUGUUGGAUAUGGGGAUUGUGAUUCUUCCGCAAGCGGAGCAAGAGACUGACGGAGAGGAUGGGAAGGAAGAGAAGGAUGAUGGCACCACCCCUACUCAGUGUCUUCAGGUCUAUUCUGGAAUCACCACUAUUGUGCCUGGUGUGAUCAAGAACAUUUAUCCCAUGAAGCGAGGAGGCUGCGGGACAUUUCUGUCGCUCGAAGACCCCUCUCCGUUUCUAACUCUCCAAGAGCGAAAGAAAAAGGCAAAAGCAGCGGAGAAGCCAAAAGCAGAGCCCACCAGCAUCCCAGGCAUAGGCGACAUUCCACCUGCGAAAGGCAAAAGCAAAUCUGAGCAACCCGCAGAAGACAAGAAGAGAGAGAAGUCACCAAAACCCAAAUCGAAGUCGAAGGGCUGGUUUGGAUCCUCGAAGUCUCCCAAAAACUAG